Molecule: messenger RNA, 3277 nt
Organism: Trichosurus vulpecula (common brushtail)
Lineage: Eukaryota; Metazoa; Chordata; Mammalia; Diprotodontia; Phalangeridae
Gene: SH3BP5
Product: SH3 domain binding protein 5
Exons: 9
Coding region: 453-1823 (456 amino acids)
Biological process (GO): intracellular signal transduction; negative regulation of protein tyrosine kinase activity
Cellular component (GO): cytoplasm
Molecular function (GO): protein kinase inhibitor activity
Source: RefSeq, a predicted model, not a curated record
CCCGCCCGGGAAGGGCAGCGUUCCUCGGGCUGGCUGGCGGGCCGUGGGUCCGAGCAGUCUGGGCUGGGCCGGGGGGUCUCGGGGGUCCCGGGAGAAGGGAAGGAGAGUGGAAGGAGGCAGGGCUGCCCAGGAGGAGGGAGGAGGCAGGGGUGCUGCGCUGACAGCAUCGGCAGAAGGGGCGGGCGCCCGCCCGCGUUUCCUCCUCCCCCUUCCAGAGGCAGCGGCCCGGCCCGAAGGGAAGACGAGCCCGCCCGGGGCAGGCUGGACAUCCAGCAGCUGGACGUCCCGCCGCCUGCGUUCCUCGCCGCCUCCGGGAGUCUUGGGUCUGCGCAGCGGUCAAGGGCACGGGGCCGCGGCCAGCCGGACAGGCUCCGCACUGCUGCAGCUCCAGAGGCGCUCAGGGCUCCCGAGGGCUCUACGCCCGGGGCUGCGCUGCACCCCAAACUGCCCGCAUGGAUAAGGCGAUGAAGCGGGGCCGGCCGGAGGAGCGGCUGGGUGAGGUGGCCCAGCAGCCGCAGCCACCCACGGGGGACGAGGACGAGGAAGAGAUGGAGCCCGAGAUGAUGGAACAGGAGGAAGAAGAGGAGGAGGAGGGGGAGGAGGAGGUGGACCCCCGUAUCCAGGGGGAACUGGAGAAGCUAAACCAGUCCACAGAUGACAUCAACAGACGGGAAACUGAGCUUGAGGAUGCCCGCCAGAAAUUCCGCUCUGUUCUGGUAGAAGCGACAGUGAAGCUGGAUGAACUGGUCAAGAAAAUUGGCAAGGCUGUGGAGGACUCGAAGCCUUAUUGGGAGGCCCGGAGGGUAGCCAGACAGGCCCAGCUUGAAGCCCAGAAGGCGACUCAGGACUUCCAGAGGGCAACCGAGGUUCUCCGAGCUGCCAAGGAGACCAUCUCCUUGGCGGAGCAGAGGCUCCUGGAGGACGACAAACGGCAGUUUGACUCUGCCUGGCAAGAAAUGCUCAAUCACGCCACCCAGCGGGUCAUGGAGGCUGAGCAGACCAAGACAAGAAGUGAACUGGUGCACAAGGAGACAGCAGCCAAGUACAACGCCGCCAUGGGCCGCAUGAGACAGCUGGAAAAGAAGCUCAAGAGGGCCAUCAAUAAAUCCAAACCUUAUUAUGAACUCAAGGCAAAGUACUAUGUACAGCUCGAGCAACUGAAGAAAAUCGUGGAUGAUCUGCAGGCUAAACUGUCUCUGGCCAAAGGCGAGUACAAGACAGCACUGAAGAACCUGGAGAUGAUUUCUGAUGAGAUCCAUGAGAGGAGGCGUUCCAGUGCCAUGGGUCCCCGGGGCUGUGGGGUGGGAGCUGAGGGCAACAGUAUGUCUGCGGAGGAGCUCUCCAGGAACAAGCCAGAGUUCGACUCAGCUUCAGUGGCCUCGGAAGCACUGGAAGAUGACAACUGCAGCAGCCUGGUGUCAGAAGAGGAUUCUGAAACCCAGUCUGUGUCCAGCUUCAGCUCGGGGCCGACGAGUCCUUAUGAGCUUCCGAGCCCGCUGUCGCUCGUCAUGAGGCCCGGGAGCCUCGAUCUGCCCAGCCCUAUGUCUCUCUCUGAGUUUGGGAUCAUGUUUCCUGUGCUGGGUCCUCGGAGUGAAUGCAGUGGGGCUUCAUCCCCAGAGUGCGAAGUGGAAAGAGGAGACAGGGCAGAAGGGGCUGAGAACAAGAUGAGUGACAAAGCCAACAAUAACAGGAGCGCUGGCACCAGCAGCAGCUCUUCCCCUGCAGAUCGAAGCCUGGACAACGACAUCAAACAGCUCUCCCUCCAGUAUCCAAAGGGAAAAGAUGGGAUUCUCGGUGACAGAAAAGUGGUGCAGAUUGGCUGAAGGAUCUGAGGAGGCCAGUGCCCAAAGAUCUGAAUAUUUAUAUGUGAAAAUUGAACAGAUGGACAGAGUGUUGUGCCAUUAUUUCUUUACUAUAUGCCAAAUCUUAAGCAUUUACUCUGAACUGCACUAAGGAAAUUUGUGUCCCAGAGGGCUGGAUUCAGCUCGGGUUUUCUGCCCAGCAAAAUGUCUUGGAUGGGUAGGCACUGGGGAGUGGAGAAGUUGUGAGCAGGACAGGCAGUCCUCACAUUCCUCCGGCAUUUGUAAAAUACGUCCUCCCCACCAUCCUUGUUAGGAGCAAUAACAGCUUUCCAAAAUACAGCGUGAAACAAGAGAAGGUCUGGGAAACCAAGCUUGACCUUGGUGAUUUGGGCAUUUUGCUCCUUUCUCUUCCUAUACUUGUUUUUGUUUUGAAAGGUGAAGCUUAUGCUCCCCAGUAAUCUGGGGCUGGUGGCCUCCCAAAUGAAAUGAACUGAAAAUACAGUAAUUAAAACAUCCAUCACUUUUAGUAUUGUAAGGCAUUAACAAAAUGACCUGCAAAAAAGCCGUUAUCUCUGGCUCACAGAGGCAAGCCCCAGACUUACUAACUGCCUCUCAUCUUUGGAGGUGAACUGUUAAAAAGGUAAACAGUGCUCAACAUGGGGCACGCACCUAGAAGCUUUUCCAGUGGCUUCUAUCAAGAUUCCUGGAGAUCAGCACUUUGUGGGCCGGGGGAGACUGGGGUUUGCCUGGGUCCAGGUAACUUACUGUAGUGGGGGGGGUAUUCCUGGCUGGAGCAGGCAGUGUAGCGUAGACCUUGUGUUGCCAGCCAAAGGGUGGUGGGUGGUGGGGGGAGGGGGGAGAUCCACGGUUUGUUCUUCAUGAGAUGCAUGUGCCAGAGCAGUUGGCCGUCAUGGUAUCUAGACUGACGAAAGUGUUCAUUUAUAUGUGGGUUGUAACUUUUUCCUUCUCUUUUUAAAAAACUAUUAUUUAAGAUAAAGUUAUGCUGCUCUAGCAUAUAUUACAGACACUGUUCCUUCCAGCCUAGAAAAAGGGAGUUAGGCAUGUCUUGGCAAAGGCUGUCCCAUAGAAGCAGCAAGGCCUAGUAGUUAUGCUCAUAGUUGUAAGCGUAGAUUCUUUUUCUUUCAAGUUUCGGUGGUCUGAAGUAAAUAAAGCACCGUAGCUGUCCCUCUCUGGCUAGUCUGAGGGGUGGGGAGGGGGGAGACACCCAUCACACAGGCACCAGCUACACAAACUCUCCAUCUGUUUCAUGUGAUGAGGUCUUGGUUUGGUUUUUUUUGGUGGUUGUCAUUGCUGUUCCUGCCCUAGCUCGAAUAUCUAGUCCUGUUUGUAAACUUCUUCACGCUGGUAAACCUUCAAUUUUUCCUGUUUUUUAUGGACUGACACGGUAUCCUGAAUUCAAAGUUAUUUUGUACUUGUCUUAAUACCUUGAAUGUAAUAAAAACAAAAUCUCAAGA